This is a messenger RNA of Toxorhynchites rutilus septentrionalis, 6656 nucleotides long. RefSeq lists its product as uncharacterized. The transcript is spliced from 10 exons. The record is from RefSeq and is a predicted model, not a curated record. NCBI's taxonomy places the organism in Eukaryota, Metazoa, Arthropoda, Insecta, Diptera, Culicidae. Bases 815 to 5809 code for a protein of 1664 amino acids. Gene Ontology annotation, molecular function: protein binding.
AGUCAGCUCAAGAAACAAAAUUCAUCUCCUAGCUCUCCCAAGAAUCCAAAUCUCAUUCUGAUCGUGUUACUGUAGCCACGUAUAAUUGAAGUUAUAUUUCUACUUCAACAAGCAAUUUUCUCACACUGGAUAUAUUUUUCGCAAAUAUGCUUGUUUAGUGUUCGAAUUUAGCCGUGAAAAACCGUGAGACAACAUUUCAACGAGAUAUACUCCGAGUAUAAAUUGUGCCAACCUCCGUCACAACACUUCGCUACACUCCCGCUCGGUUCGUGUUGGUGCGUGUUCAUUCAUAAAAUUCCGCAAAACACAAAGCACAACUAGGCGGACCGAAAAAAAAACAUCAAAGAGCAUCAGUCCGUCCAAGCGAAAGGAAAUCCAACGUCAAAAAGCGCUCGCUGCCCCUGCUUGCUCGGUGUGUGUGUUUCUUUUCGUCGCACUCUUUCAUGGGAAGAUGGCUAAGCAAGUGGAGGAAUUUUAUCUCGCGUAAAAUGUGAAAAUUUCGUUGGUUUGCGGUGAAAAUCGGUAUCACAAGGUGCACGCAAUCACGAGUUCAAGUGGUGUCGGAUGUAAUCGGUUAAGAAUUGAAAGUGAAGCAUCGUUUUACAUGGCGUAAUCUGCGGAUGAAAAUCGGCUAGGGUGGCAUCAAAUUAGUCACCCUUCGAGAGGAGGAAUCACGAGAGAUUGGAGUUCUUUUUUUUUCUAUUCCGUCUCGUCUCUAUCAAAUAAAACAUCAGCAGCAGCAGCAGUCCAGUGCAAAGUGGAAUUCGAAAACAGUUGUGAUCGCCAGUAAGGCGAGGGUUAGCGCUCGGUGAAAAUGGCUUACAUCAAUGUGGCCGAAUGGAGCAGUGAUCAGGUCACUGAUUGGUUGAAAGGCCUCGAUAACUCGAUGUACCAUUAUGUGCAAUCCUUCACCAACAAUGAAGUGGGCGGCAAACAGCUUCUCAACAUACGGCCCUACGAACUGGAGCAGCUCGGGAUGUGCUCGAUUGGACACCAGGAAAUUGUGCUGGAGGCGGUGGAGUAUCUGAAAAAUUUCAACUACAAUCUGGACAAGGAAAAUUUGCAGUUUUUGGCGCUACAUGUUGCAUCGGCAUCCCGGUCGUUGUGUAAGCAACUUGAAUACACGGAUCAGACCAAACUGGAGACGCAAAUCUUGAAGGAUAUUACUCGUACUAAUGCGGCGUUAAAGCCGCUAAUUGGAUGGCUAGACCGGGCCCCUUUCAGAGGUCAGUUACGCUUUGAUGAACUGCGGAAACAAAUAAUGAAGCUUGGUCUGGAAAUGGCAACGAUGGCCAUGCGGGAUAGAUUCUCGGUUAAACCAGUGGAAACGAUUCACAUCGUGGCGGACAAGAUGGCAAAAAUUGCCGAUUACAUCAUUCAGGACAUAUCAGACCCCAUGAUUCUGCAGCCGGCUUCGCUCGAUCUUGUAACCCUCAAAAAGCGAGAGUCGGAUCUGGGAUUUUUGGUGAUGCCAAGCUUGAACGGCAUUCACAGAAUCGCGGAAAUCAAAUUCAAUUCUCCGGCACACAACUCGGGCAAGGUGGAGGAAGGCGAUGAAAUUGUGCAAAUUAAUUACCAAACCGUUGUCGGAUGGGAGUACAAAAAAGUGCUCGUACAGUUGCAGGAGUCGCCACCAGAUGUUCUUCUAACACUGAAGAAGCGCCCGAAACACACUAAAAUCUACGGCCAAAUAUACAUCAAACCCUACCGAUUGCCCAGCAAGAAACGCUCGCUACCCUAUCGGUGGGGCGAAAACCUUCCAAGUCCACGGGUGGAACUGUUUGCACUGCAAGACUUCAGUCUCCCGCUGGCACGGGUUCCGGAGAAGCAAGCCUCUUCAGAUUCCGAGUCGGAAAACAGCGACAUUCUGACGCCAACGGAUGUGAAAAAAUCCGACAAAGACCUGCGGCUGUAUAUGCCGAAACCAAGGGCCGUCCUGCAGAGGCGACACACGCUGUCCAGCUUCAAGGAUUUGGUGAGCGUGUCCUUCUGGCACGAGCGACAGAGCAGCAAGCAAAUGUCGAACGAUCCGCAGAGCUUGAGGGACAAAUCGGUUUCGUUUGGAUUUGGGUUGGAAAUGGCUCCCAGGCCAACAACUUGCUUGGGAAUGGUCAACGGUGCUGGGAAUGGAGCCGGCGCAAAUGGGCAGGCAAAAUUCAGCAGUUUCGGCGGUUUGAAAGGCUCGCUGCCGGAUAUCGUACCAGCGGACAAAGCUGGAGCGGAUAAAGCGGAUCAGGCGCAAAGUGAUUCCCCUGCGGGCGAAGAGGGAGAAGAGGGUAAACCUGGUGUUUCUAAAGUGGUGCGUUUCGAGUCGAACAUGAAAUUUGAAGAGUGUCAUGUCGACACAAAGUAUACAUGUAAUGUUGACAAUACUGUCCUGGAGACGUUCGAACCUAUUCCGUACGUGGAUGAGGAGGUCCCUGUGCAAUCGGUUAACCAGAGGGUAAAACAGUUCGAGUCUAUUGCCAGUAAAAAUAGUGCCAACAAUUCAAACAUAACGUGCGUUGCGAGCAAUGCUGACCAAGCUAAAACCAGCGACUCUCAAAGUGCCAAGGUAGUAUGUGCUGGAAGCAGCAAUGUGGGUGACAAUAAUGUAAACAACAAUAAGGUCACUAAUAACGGUGAUCCCGUAGUUCGACCCGCAGUAAAACCAAUUCCGAUGCAGAGACAAAUCUCCAGAGAAACCAACAUCACCGAGGCAAUCAAUACGGUGCUAAUCAACCGUGAAAUGGUCAAACGAGGACGUCUGGAUAAAAGUCACAGCACUCCAGCCUAUGACGAUGACAUACCACCUGCCAUCGAGCCUCGGAAAGAGCAUCUGAUGAAGGCUCCUCCGGUGCCUCCGCCACGACCAAAGAAAACCCUCGAGACGAACAUCAAUUUAGUGCCGGAGAAACCGCCGCCUCUUUCGCCUGCAGUCGUCGCUACAAGUGCUACCGCAGCCGAUUUAGGCUUCAUCAGUCCACACCAGGCAUCCACAACCGCUUUGGAGCAUGGCGAAGAAAACAACAAAUCCAAGCUGGCAAAUUUGGUUGAUCUGAAAAAUCGCGACAAUUCCCAUGCGGCAGGAGGCGAGUCAAAUAUCGCACCACUCUCACCCCCACCCAAACCAGCGGAACGAAUUAUGUCGCCACCAAGAAGGAUACCCGCUUCGAAACACUUUCUAGAGGGUCCCAUCGAGACACCGUCGGAGCUUUUCACUCCCAAUAAAACCAAGAGUUUGACGUUGAAGAAAAAGAAUUCACUGCUUUCGAAACGGAGGAAUGUGUCGCUGAAAACACUCUGCGUGAGUGAUAUCCAAGGGCAUCUGUACAGGAGGACCAAAGACCGCAGUGGUCUGGCAUAUUGGGCCAAGUACUAUUUCGUGCUCAUCGAAACAACAUUGUAUGGGUUUAAAUCGAAAGACUCCCAUAAGGCGAACAGUAUGAUUUUCUUGUCCGGAUUUACAAUUUCGUUGGCAAAGGAGGUUCACUCGAAGCCUUUCGCCUUCAAAGUGUACCAUCCGAACAAGACGUUUUAUUUUGCAGCUGAAACCCAGGAAGCCUUGGGACAAUGGAUGGAAUACAUCAAACAAGCGACGCUGAAAGGGAACAGCGCAGCGCCCGGUAGCAGUUCAGCUGAUCACAGCGUGAAGGAAUUGUUUUCCGAAACGGAUAGCUCAGAAGAUGAAUUCAGCCUGAUGGAUAGUCAGACAAAACUUAAUCUGCUGUGCACUCCCUCUCCACAAUUGUCAUCUUCCCUAGGCAGGAGUUCAGAGCAUCACCACCAUUCGUUGCACAUGGACGGGAGUGGCAGUACCCCGACAUCUUCCAAGCAGGAUAGAUACCAUUUAAAUUUUGGAUCGCUGAAAAAGUUCACUAAAAGCAACCCUUUUAGUGGGGAAGGCAACGGUGGAAGUAGCGCGGGAAGCAGUGAGAGUAAGUUUUUUGGAUUUUUCAGCUCUCACAAAAAUGUGGAAAAAUCCAACUCGAGUGAGAUGCCUGUUCCCACGCCGCAGUUCCGAAGCUACCGCAAAGUGCCCGGAAGUGGCGGCGGUUUACAGAUCGGAUCAAAUUCUGUGUCCACGGAAGUCAUACCCCAUGCUGCGUCAUCUCUGACGAUGAAUCGGAACGAGGGUAUGACCGCGAGCAAUCUGUCCCUUGCUUCGACCAGUACUCUCCAACAUCCUCCGACGAUCCACCUGCAACCUCCCGCUACGCCAAACGAGGACAAACUGCAGCCAAUCAUUGUGGAACCUCUGCCGGAACCACCGUCGACGCCUAUCCCCAACGAAACAGCCGAGUUGCUGAAUCGUGCCAAGAAAAAUAAACGCAUUUCACCCCACAACUAUAUACAUGCCUCCAAUCCGAAUUUGGUGGAGUUUGAUUUUCAAACUUCGAAAGCUAUGCUUCAAACUUCGUCCAACUGGGACAGUAAUCCAUCCCAUGGCCACCUGCACUCCAUGAUCACCUUGAAGGAUUUGAUGCUUCAAAAGCAGGCGGAAGAAGCACAGGAUAUGUACAACAAGCGAGUUUGCCUGGGGGUAGAGAAAUUUGAUGAUCGGAGUCUGAAAAAAAAUCUCCUCAAGCCAAGCGAGGCAAAGCCUGAAAUGAUUGUCAGUAACGUACCAGAAUCGGUGAACAAAAUCCAAAAGCGUCGUCUACCGGUGACCCCAGAUUACGCACAGAGUUUCAAGUUGGACGACGAGGAUAUUUUGUACACAAGAAGCAAAGAAGGUCAGAAAUUGAGGGAUUUCGGUUAUGAGCUGAUUUCCGGUGACGACGCGUUUGAUAUGAAGAAUGCUGCCGGUUCAUCAUCCGCCGGGCAUAGUGGCAGUGGUUCUAGUAAUAACCAGGAUAUCAAACGGCAGGAUGGCACUGGUUCGAUCAAAAAGAAAACACGCACAUGGAUCAACUCGGAUCGACGAAACGAGGAAUCAUCCUCAUCCGAUCGCUCGCUAAGAGACAGUUUCAAGAAAUCUAAAAACAAAGCUGUUAUUGCCAAGCUGGACAACAUCAAGGCCAGCAGUGAGAAACUCUUUCAGUUCAAACAUAAUAACAAUAAUGACAGAGAGUCGUUGAAAACGAAGCAAUUAGACAAAACAUCCCCAGCGCUCAAUGUGAACCUAAAGCAAUCAGGGCCACUCGGCAGUCUCAACAAAAACAACAACAAUCCAAACACGCCUCCAUUCGAGCAGCAGACGUCUGUUUUCACAACAACCACAACCACCAGCAGCUUUCUAGCGUCGCAAACACUCAGUCACGCUAUUCCUGGAACAAGUGCCACCAGUGGUGGUAGUGGUCAGGGUAACUUCAUUCCAGGUGGAAUAAAAAAAUCGAACACAUGUAACAGUUCGUCCGAUUUCAAGGAGAACGCCUCGAAAGCGCAAAGCGUGAGGAAAAACUCCGCGCCUGAACGUGGCACAUCGUACUUUACGAAACUAUCUUUCAGUAGCUCGUCUUCGAAAACUGCCAAGGAAAAAAAGCUUCUCGGUUCGCCCGGGCUGCACCGGGCAAUUUUCGGUAAAAAUCAACACCAAGAGCCGACCGUUAUCGACCACGAAGUAUUUUCGCCGAUUUCCUACACAAAGAGUACCUUCUCCGCGGAAAGCACAAUUCAGUCAAACUCAACCCUCACCAGUACAAUCACAAUCGGAAACAUUCAAUCCACCGCAACAACAACAUCGGUACUGACCAGCAACGUUUUGAAUCGAACUUCACCGGACUACCCCAAUAUGGAAUAUCCCCCGGUCUUUGAGCCGGAAACGUACUCGCUGAGCGAUCCCAGCAUGACGCUUCUCAAGCGUCGCCAAAACCAUCAACAGAAAUGACGAAUCAAGGCCAGGCGUAGAUUGGCCACGCUCCGGGAGCAUGAAUGUGGGUGAGUAGCAUAAACCAACAGGCCAACUUUUGAAACACUAGAUGAUGAUGCGAUGUUAUUCUGAUGUUCACUAUUAACGCAAGCACAAGCAACAGAAUACACGAAAACAAUGAUAUUAUAUUCUUAUGGUAGGUUGUACUCGUAUAUACAUAUAAAUAAAAUGUUGAACAUUUCCGAUAAACAUAAAGGUGCUGUAAAAUUGUUUUAUAUUGGUUUGUUUACAAACGAUGAUAUAUAUUUAGAAAAUACAAACACUUAUUUAUAAUUGAAAUGACGCACUAAAACAUCAUAAAGUAUAUUUAGAGAAAAAAAAACAUAUGUAUAUUUAAACCUACAUGAUAUAUCAAUUGUGAUCCCCUAAUAGUUAUCGUAUUUUUAUAUUAAUUCUAUGGAUAAUUGGUUUUCGAUUGAAGAAAAAAAAUACGCGAGAUUUUUUUAUAUUUUCGAAAGAUUACAUUGGCCCACGUUGCGAAUCGUCUAUUUUAGAUAAUCAUUCAAUCUACUUACUUUAAUCGAACUAGAAACCUACUAUUGAAUGUAUCUGCAUGAUAUGUAACUGUACCCGCGCUUUUGAAACAUUCCUAGAGAAAACAGGCUACCCGCGUAAGAGGUCGAACGAUGUUGUGUAGAAGCGAAUGUGUUGUGACGGUUUGCCAGGCUAUUCUACCCUUUAUCACGUGUUAUAAAUGCCGAUAAUUCUCAUAUAGUAGAUAGAUACCGUAAGACGAAUAGUGCCUUAUUAGUGAUUGAGUUACGAAUAAUAAACCAGUUGAGUGUUACAGUUUUUAAAUUGAGAA